This is a messenger RNA of Episyrphus balteatus (marmalade hoverfly), 2874 nucleotides long. RefSeq names its product neutral alpha-glucosidase AB-like. Bases 176 to 2833 code for a protein of 885 amino acids. NCBI's taxonomy places the organism in Eukaryota, Metazoa, Arthropoda, Insecta, Diptera, Syrphidae. Gene Ontology annotation, molecular function: carbohydrate binding; alpha-glucosidase activity. Gene Ontology annotation, biological process: N-glycan processing; carbohydrate metabolic process. The record is from RefSeq and is a predicted model, not a curated record. The transcript has 6 exons.
UUUGAACACAUUUCUCAUUUGUCCAUCCAGCGUCAAGGUAACGAUAGACAAAUAGUAAAGUUUUUAAUUUCGAUUUUAUUUUUAUUAUUGAAAAAAGCAAAACCGUGAAAUUAAUUUUUGUGAUAACCGAUUGACAUUCAGAGUUUUAAAACUGAGUUGGCACAGUCAAAAAAGUAUGCGUUUAGCACUAGUAAUAUUAAUAAUCUUCACCCUCCAUAAUUAUGGUUGGGGUGUUGACCGGACGACAUUCAAAACCUGCCAACAAAGCAGUUUUUGCAGACGAACUCGAAAAGAUACACCAGGAAGUUCCAAAUUUGCCAUCGUCUCUGAUACACUAAAGUCGUUUGAUGACUUUGUAGAACUGGAUUUGGUCAACAAGGCCAAUGAUCACCUAUUUGUUUUGAGAUUGGAAGCUUUAGAAAGCAAUAAAUUCCGAGUUCAAAUUGACGAAAAAAAUCCUCUGAAAGCUCGUUAUAGGGUUAAAGAUGCUCUUCAACCUUCUCUUAAAAUCGGAUCGUUAAAUGUUGAAACCAGCGACGGAUCUUCAAUUCUUAUAACCUCUGGAGAAAACAAAGCCGUUCUGACACUUGACCCCUUCCGAAUUGAUUUCUAUCAAAACGAUGUUCUUUCGGUGUCCGUUAAUGCCAAGAGAUUAAUGCGCUUUGAACAUAUUCGCCGAAAGUCAAGUGGUGAACCAAUGGAAGAUCCUGACGAAUGGGAAGAAGAUUUCUCCGGCCAUCUUGAUACAAAACCUUUUGGUCCUGAAGCUAUUGCAUUGGACUUUUCAUUCCCUCAGGCAGAAGUUCUCUUUGGAAUUCCUGAACAUGCUGAAAGCUUUAUUUUGAAAUCAACCGAAGGUGAUGAUCCCUACCGCCUGUUUAACUUGGAUACAGCGAAUUAUGAACUGGAAAGCAAAAUGGCUUUGUAUGGAAGUGUUCCCGUCAUUUAUGGUCAUGGACCUGAACGAUCAGCUGGAGUAUUUUGGCAUAAUGCUGCUGAAACAUGGGUCGACAUUUGGGCAUCUAAAAAAGAUGUGUCCGAUUCUCCAUCAGCUCGUUUUAUGUCAGAAAGUGGUAUUGUCGAUGCUUUUAUUUUACUUGGACCAACUCCUUUGGACGCUUUUAGACAAUACACUGAGCUUACAGGUACAGCCAAUCUCCCACAACUCUUUACACUUGGCCAUCACCAGUGCCGCUGGAAUUAUGACAAUUCCACUGAUAUUGUCGAAGUUGCUGCCAAUUUUGAUAACUACGACAUUCCUAUGGAUACAAUUUGGCUUGAUAUCGAGUACACAGAUGAAAAGAAAUACUUUACCUGGGAUCCAAAGCAUUUCCCCAAUCCCUUGGGAAUGAUUAAGAAUUUGACAGAUUCCCAUCGCCAUUUGACAAUUAUCAUUGAUCCUCACUACAAAAUAGAUAAAACUUACUUCUUCCAUCAAGAAUGUGAAAAGAAGGGUUAUUACACUAAGAAUCUCCAAGGCAAGGACUAUGAAGGAUCAUGUUGGCCAGGUCCAGCUAGUUAUCCGGACUUUUUCAAUCCAGCUGUUCGUCAAUAUUAUGCUGAUCAGUUUGUUGUGGAGAGAUUCAAUACAACAACUAAGGAUGUAAUGAUUUGGAAUGAUAUGAAUGAACCAUCGGUCUUCAAUGGCCCCGAGAAAACUAUGCCCAAGGACAAUCUUCAUUAUGGCGGAUGGGAACAUCGCGAUGUUCAUAAUUUGUUUGGACACAUGCAAGUUAUGGGAACUCAUCAAGGUUUAUUGCAACGUGAUCCAAAUCAGAGACCUUUUAUUCUAACUCGUUCACAUUUUGCUGGCUCCCAAAGGUAUGCAAUCGUUUGGAUGGGAGAUAAUACAGCAGCUUGGGGUCAUUUGGAGAAUUCCAUUAAGAUGUGUUUGUCAGAGGGUAUUGCAGGAUUUUCAUUUUGUGGAUCUGAUGUGGGUGGCUUCUUUGGUGAUCCAGAACCUGAGUUGGUUGAACGUUGGUAUCAAGUCGGAACAUAUACUCCAUUCUUCCGAGCUCAUGCUAACCAAGGAACUGCACGCAGAGAACCAUGGUUGUUCUCUGAGAGAACUCGUCUGGUUAUUAGGGAUGCUAUUCGUAAGCGUUACAGCUAUUUGCCAAUGUGGUAUACAAUGUUCUAUGAGCAUGAAAAGUUUGGUUUACCAGUUAUGAGACCACUUUUGGCUCAAUAUCCUAAAGAUAAGGAAGUUUAUAGAAUCGAAUCACAGUUUAUGCUUCAAGAUCAGCUUCUUGUGUGUCCUGUUAUGGAGCCGGGAGUCAAGGAAAUCGAUGUUUAUUUCCCAUCGAAGGAUGGCCAGAAAGUUGGUGAUGUAUGGUAUGAUACUGAUAACUUCCAGAAAUAUGAUAAAGUUGGUCAUGAAACUAUUCAAGUUGAUUAUAAGAAGACUCCAGUUUAUCAACGAGGAGGAACAAUCAUUUCUAAGAAGGAAAAUAUUCGUCGUACAGCUACUCUCAUGAAGGAUGAUCCUUACACAUUGAUUGUUUGCUUGGACAAGAAUGGAUCUUCAAAGGGCACUUUGUACAUUGAUGAUGAGAAAUCUUAUGAUUACCGUCAAGGCAAAUACAUCUACGAACAAUUUGAGUUCAGUGGAAAUAGUUUGAAGAAUUCUUUCAUAACAACACCUGAUUAUAAGACCGCUUCGACUUUAGAACGAGUUAUUAUUGCUGGUUUGGAGAAGACACCAAAAUCUGCAACAAUUAAGUAUGAUGGUAAAACUGAGGAAUUGAAAGUUAUUGCCCAUGAACAAGCUAUUGCAGUUGAAAAACCAGGAAUUAAUAUUGCAAAGGAAUUUGUGAUUGAACUCAAUUAUUGAAAAGAAAAAGAAAGCAAAUAAAAUAUGACUGAUUUAUUGAA